CCGAGAACAAAAGUGCAAGAUAUCAUAAGCCGAUGGCUCAAGGAUGGCCCAAGAACAUGGGCUUGAGUAUUCGACCAAGGACAUUGAUAUUCCAUUGUGGCUUGAAGACAUUACCAAGGAGAUGAAAGAGACUCACAUUAUAAAUAUAAACGACCCUAUUUCAAAAUAUGAAUUACCGAAUUCUAAAUUCGACAAUCAUAGAGUGAUACGACGUACGUCAUUAGACACCACAAUGGAUUUACUCCUGAAACCACAGAAACAACAAGUAGCACAUUCUGCUGGCACCUUGCGACACAACCACAAUAAUGGUUUUGCACAAAAUGGUAGACGGAAACCAACCAUUGGUAGUGGUGAAGUCGAUUGGGGUGAUUCUGCUAACGGUAUUUCGCAUGACUUCCUCUCUGACCUCCUUCCUCACUACGUGACACCGAGGCACCGACCUUUAGAUGCCAUUGACGAUGAUUUUAAUGACGUCAUCAUGGGUACACGGUUCUAUGAAAAUAAUAGAAAUUUCAGAAAAUCCGUUCCAAGAGAAUCGACUUUAAAUAUUCGUCAAAAUGAUAUCAAGAAACCUUUUCAAAAUGACUAUAAUCAGGCAAAGAAGCAGAAGUCUUUAGUUUCAAUCCAAGGAAAUGCUCAAAAAGAGAAACCGGAAACACAGUUUACUAUACCUGAGUUACCUAAAGGCAGAUUACUGGAAAUAAAAAUAUAUUCUAAUUGGGGUGAUAAGUUCUUCGUUGGGAUGAAUGGCAUCGAAAUGUUUAAUUCGAAAGGCAAUGCCGUUGUUAUAGAUAAGGUAUGGACGGAUUCGGACACGGGAGACCAGUCGCAGUGCGGUCGCGUGGAGAACGUCGUGGACGGAGUGGUUCGCACGCGCGACGACAAGCACGCGUGGAGCACCACUACUCUUCGAGACGUGCCUCUCGGACUUGCUCUGCUGCUGGGCAACUACACAGAGCUCGCUCUGCUGAGGAUCUGGAAUUACAAUAAAUCAAGAAUACAUUCAGCCCGCGGCGUCCGACUUGUUCAAAUAAAGUUUGACGAUCAAGUUAUUUUCCACGGUGAGAUCGCUCGCUCAAGUGGCGAAUUAAAAGGGCCUUUGCCGACUUUCGGUGAUACAAUUAUAUUUACAAAAGAUCCAAAAAUCCUCGAAUCGAUCAUGACCAAUGAUAAAAGUUUUCAAGCACUCUUAAGAGACAACGAACCAAUGAAUGAUUCCAAUGCUAUAGAAAAACGCCCCCCUACUGCCAACGAUAGCAAAAACAGUAUAAGUCCCACGAAAAAUGGUGAUUUCGAGGACGAUCAGCAAGAUUUUAAAUAUAUCGUGAAAAAGAUCAAAUUGACACUUCUCUCAAAUUGGGGAGGGAGGCAUUUGAUAGGCUUGACAGGAAUAGACAUACUUUGUUGCAACGAGUCCAUUAAAAUAGAUCGUGCUUACGCUUAUAUAUCCUUAAUCAAUGAAAAUCAAACAUCAGACUUCAGCAAGUAUAUGGACUGUACGAGUCUCUUCAACGGGAAUAAUAUAACAACAGAAUUUGACGACAUGUGGUGCACCAAUUUUGCAGCAGCGGAGUGUUGCCACAUCGUUAUUGAGUUUAAAAAACCGACUGAGAUUACGAGCUUUCGGAUCUGGAAUUAUAAUGCGAACAUGGAGCUUUCCUACAUCGGCGCUAAGCAUUUACGCGUAUCGCUCGAUGACGAAGCGCUGCACGAUCGUGACGUCAUGCUUCGCCGCGCGCCCGGAGACACCUGCUACGACUACGUGCAGCACCUCGACCUCGCGGCACUCGACCGCAGAUUUCAUAAUCAAUACAGUGCAGAACCGGCAAUAGACUGGCCGCUCUAUGAUAAUGUGGAGAUGGCGGUGCCCACCGGGUUUGUACUACAAAUAAGCAUCUACUCGACGUGGGGCGAUCCCUACUACGUGGGGCUGACGGGCGUCGAGCUGUACGACCCACAGGGUCGCUUGAUCGAAGUCACCGAAUCAAACGUGUGCGCGCAGCCGGCCAGCGUGAACGUGCUGGCGGGCAGCGCGCGCGACGUGCGCACGCCGGCGCGCCUCGUGGACGGACACAACGCGCGCGCCGACCGAGCGCAGCACUCGUGGCUCGCGCCGCUCCUGCCGCGCACGCUCAACCGGGUAUUUUUCGUAUUCGAUACUCCCGUCUCUAUCUACGGGAUGAAGAUAUGGAACUACGGCAAAACUCCAUCACGGGGCGUCAAAGAAUUUGGAGUGCUGCUGGACGACCUGCUGCUGUACACGGGCACGCUGCCGGUAGCGCGCGGGCCGCGCCUGGCGCCGCACUGCCUGUGUCUGUGCGACACGCUCGCGCCCAGCGCGUCGGAGACGAGCAGCGCCACGAGCGGCAGCGCGCGCGCCGACCCCGCGCGCCGCCCCGCCACCGCCGUCACCGACGCGGCCGAGCCCUGAUAUUUCGGACGGCGAACAUCGUUUUUUAUUUAGUUUACAUAAAUCGAUGUAACUGUCCUACCUAGUCGUAUCAGAAUGAAGUAUUCCUAAAAAAAUAUCGUUUGUAAUCCGAUUGAUUGGCUAAGUUGUACUUUGUACUUGAAAGUGCUAAUCAGAAAAAGAUUAAAAUAUUAGUUAAAUACAAUUUUCGAUGCGAUUGUCCCAACAUACGUAACGAAUGUGAUGUCGAAUUCUAAAUAGAUCUUAGUGGUAGUAUUCCUAGAUUUAAAUGUUAGUCGUAGUAUAAAAUAAAAACGAAAUCCCCGAACGAUAUAUAUAGUACCCAAACUAGCUAACGGUAACGAUCAUAACUUUAAUUACUUAACGCUAACAUCAUAUUAACAGCCCCGGAUUUAAGCCUAGCCCUAACCAACCACCCAGCGAAAAAUAAUAUAAUUUUACGCCAACCGCUUCGUCAUUCUCAAAUGACAAAUUGCCUAGGGACCUAGGGUCGCUAAGUCCGGGCUUGCAUGUUCAUGUUUUGAAAUUGAAAUAAUAAUAAUAAAUAACAUUUAAGUAGUUUAAAUUAGAAUCACAUAGACAGUAACUGUAGACUGCACUAAAGCCAAAUAUUAAACCAAGCAAUUGUUCAAGCAAUUUUUUUAUCUGUUGCCAAAAAUACCCCGGAAGUGUAUGCGUAAUGAUAUACCGAUUUAAAUUUACAGUUGUAUUUCAGUGUCGAUCGUAUAACUGUCAAUUGUAUUUUUUACCAAAUAUAAAUAAUUGUAUUAUU
Molecule: messenger RNA, 3203 nt
Organism: Nymphalis io (European peacock)
Lineage: Eukaryota; Metazoa; Arthropoda; Insecta; Lepidoptera; Nymphalidae
Product: protein KATNIP homolog
Exons: 15
Coding region: 44-2431 (795 amino acids)
Source: RefSeq, a predicted model, not a curated record